This is a messenger RNA of Pelobates cultripes (western spadefoot toad), 40502 nucleotides long. The record is from the annotation of a GenBank genome assembly. NCBI's taxonomy places the organism in Eukaryota, Metazoa, Chordata, Amphibia, Anura, Pelobatidae.
GUCUCAGUAUCCCUGCUCUCCCCCAUCCCUCACUCUCAGUCUCACUCUCCCCUGGCAGUCUCAGUAUCCCUGCUCUCCCCCCUCCCUCACUCUCAGUCUCACUCUCCCCUGGCAGUCUCAGUAUCCCUGCUCUCCCUCCCUCCCUCUCAGUCUCAGUAUCCCAGGCAGUCUCAGUAUCCCUGCUCCCUCCUGCCGCUGGGGGUGCAGUACCGCUGGCGGCCAGCAGGUGGCGAGCUGCAGUCCCGCACAGGAAGCGGAAGCGGUCGCAGUCUCUCAGACAACCUGGAAGCUGCGUGUCCUUCCUGCAGAGCGGGGCCCGGGGAGGCGACACCGGAGACAGGCCCGAGCACGGUGAGCCCCCGCCACACGGAGUGUGUGUCUGAUAUUAACAUACACGGCGUAUACCGAGCGGGACUGGCAGACACUGCACCACACACACUGCACACAGACAGACAGACAUCAGGCAAUACAGACAGACAGACAGACAUCAGGCAAUACAGACAGACAGACAGACAUCAGGCAAUACAGACAGACAGACAGACAGAGACAUCAGGCAAUACAGACAGACAGACAUGGACAUCAGGUAAUACAGACAGACAGACAGAGACAUCAGGCAAUACAGACAGACAGACAGAGACAUCAGGCAAUACAGACAGACAGACAGAGACAUCAGGCAAUACAGACAGACAUUACAUGGACAUCAGGUAAUACAGACAGACAUUACAUGGACAUCAGGUAAUACAGACAGACAGACAUUACAUGGACAUCAGGCAAUACAGACAGACAGACAUUACAUGGACAUCAAGUAAUACAGACAGACAGACAUUACAUGGACAUCAGGUAAUACAGACAGACAGACAUGGACAUCAGGUAAUACAGACAGACAGACAUGGACAUCAGGCAAUACAGACAGACAGACAGACAUGGACAUCAGGUAAUACAGACAGACAUUACAUGGACAUCAGGCAAUACAGACAGACAGACAGACAUGGACAUCAGGCAAUACAGACAGACAGACAUUACAUGGACAUCAAGUAAUACAGACAGACAGACAUUACAUGGACAUCAGGUAAUACAGACAGACAGACAUGGACAUCAGGUAAUACAGACAGACAGACAUGGACAUCAGGCAAUACAGACAGACAGACAGACAUGGACAUCAGGUAAUACAGACAGACAUUACAUGGACAUCAGGCAAUACAGACAGACAGACAGACAUGGACAUCAGGCAAUACAGACAGACAGACAUUACAUGGACAUCAAGUAAUACAGACAGACAGACAUUACAUGGACAUCAGGUAAUACAGACAGACAGACAUGGACAUCAGGCAAUACAGACAGACAGACAUGGACAUCAGGCAAUACAGACAGACAUUACAUGGACAUCAGGUAAUACAGACAGACAUUACAUGGACAUCAAGUAAUACAGACAGACAGACAUUACAUGGACAUCAGGUAAUACAGACAGACAGACAUGGACAUCAGGCAAUACAGACAGACAGACAUGGACAUCAGGCAAUACAGACAGACAUUACAUGGACAUCAGGUAAUACAGACAGACAUUACAUGGACAUCAAGUAAUACAGACAGACAGACAUUACAUGGACAUCAGGUAAUACAGACAGACAGACAUUACAUGGACAUCAGGUAAUACAGACAGACAGACAUUACAUGGACAUCAGGUAAUACAGACAGACAGACAUUACAUGGACAUCAGGUAAUACAGACAGACAGACAUUACAUGGACAUCAGGUAAUACAGACAGACAGACAUUACAUGGACAUCAGGUAAUACAGACAGACAGACAUUACAUGGACAUCAGGUAAUACAGACAGACAGACAUUACAUGGACAUCAGGUAAUACAGACAGACAGACAUUACAUGGACAUCAGGUAAUACAGACAGACAGACAUUACAUGGACAUCAGGUAAUACAGACAGACAGACAUUACAUGGACAUCGGGUAAUACAGACAGACAGAUGUAACUGCUCCUCCCUUGCAGGCCAAACAUAGGGAAGAGCCCUCUCUUCCCAUUCCCAUUUUUUUUCCCCUGCACUUCAAGUCUCCCUCUGUUUCCCCCUCCCAUCGUGGGCUCAUAGUGCGCACAUGCAAACAACCAUUUCAAUUGUGUCUGUCAUUGUUUAUAAAAACGAAGCAAUUUGUUCAUAUCUUCCUAACAAAGCGAUUAGUUCGUCAAUAGAUAAACAGGCAUUUGAUUUAUACAGCUGAAAAGGAUAACAAGUCUGUUUCAGUCAUUGUCAUGGUUACUCUCUGCAGAUUUAAGACCAGGAUAGCUGCUUUGGAUUGUGUGUUAGAGCUUUUCUAAUUCUGCUGUUUUGGCAUAAAAUGUUCAUUAUUGACAAAUUCUGUAAGAGAGUUUGUGUUGAUGUUAUUCACUAAGCAACUAAUUUUUGCUCUCCUAGUGAAGUGUGUGUGGCUAAAAGUUGCAGUUCACCUGCCCAUUAACGGAGCCGAGGGGAGCAGUCCUUAUGUGCGGGCACAACCCCAGCUUUUUUACCAACCAUUCAAAGAUACUGCUAUAAGCGGCAAUGGUCCUUAGUCAGUCCCUCUAUGUGCAGGUUUAAUAUUCUGUCUGAACACUUUUUCAGUGUUGCAUUAUUGGUGAUAUUUCUGUAGUUGAUCUCUAUAAAUUGUUUAUUUUAUAAAAUUGUAUUGUAUCUUCUUUGCUGCGGUUUUGACUGGAAAUACAGAUGUUGAUGUGGAAAGAGAUCCAGUUGGCAUGAUGUGCCUUUUUACCCCGUUUAGGUGGAGAUAUAAUUCUGCAUUGUACGUGUGUGAAAGCUAUGCUUCACCCUGUUUAUGUGUUGGACUCAUUCUGAAAUAGAUAACACAAUUCAUGAUGUUCUUUGGUGAGUGGGCUGCACAUUCUGUCCCCUAUCCCACUAUUAUAUCAAUUAUUUACCAAGGAAGCAUUUGCUCGUCAAAAUGAAAGGGCCCUAUCACACGUGUUGUACCUCCGUGUUGUGACUUUAAGUUGCAUUCCAGCUAUACAGUAUAUCUACUGGUUUAAUUUACUUUUUUUUUGUAACAUUGAUGUGUGGGGUGGAAGUUUUGUUUCUCCUCUGUAAUCAUAUGUCUGUUAAAGGAACAAUCUAUAAAAAAAAAAGUUUAUUUGAUAUAACCUGCAUCGGAUUUGUUCAUCAUGUUUUCUUUGGUGGUAAAAACCUAACUAGCAAUAGCUGCAGAUUUAGUUUCUGUAGUUACUGCAAGCUUUCACCUUCUUCCCUGGCAGAGAUGCUGUCAGCUGUGCUGGAGAACGACCAAUCAGAGGCUUCUCUGGUUGGCCUUGUGGAUUAACUGCACAUGCAGUGAGAGGGUCUGCUGCUGAUUGGCUGGAAUGUGUCUGCUGACUGUGAGGUACAGGGUCAAAGUUUACUCAAUGAUGAGUCCGCGUCGAACUGUUCGGCGGACCGUUCGGGACAUCACUAGCUGUGAUUUCUGGGGAAGCUUAUCGUUUAUAUGCAGUCUCUCCUAGAUUGGAGUGCUUCGUAAAUAUAAAAUCUGCAGCAGGCAGGCGAGUAGCAGAGGCCCCAGACUGUUACAGCUUCCCCUCUCACUCCCCCCCACCGCCCCGUCUUGGGAUUUGCCAGUGACAUAUUUGUAUUUCACAGUAUUCUUUCAUUACAUGGGUGAUUGAGUAUUGAUUGACACUGUAAGUACAUGGUGCUGUGUGUUUCUGUAACGCACAUUUAUUCUCCAGUGACCAAAUAUACCCUGAGAACUUUCUCUCCUGAAAAAUGAAACAAGGAUAUACUGACAGCAGAGCACUAAGAUAAUCAUGUAAGAAUCCUGCCUGAAAGGGACACACUCAGUGCUGUGGGACUCUAGUAAUGUAACAUUAUAUUAUAUAUAAUUAUAUACCCUUAUUGUAGGCACUACAGAUCUCCUGCUCAGUAUUGUUUGGUACUGUAAAUAGAGCUAUCUCUGGAGGUGUGGAAUUUCUAUACUUUUUAAACCUGUCAAAAGGGAUGGACUUCAUUUAAGCAGAAUGAUUAGUAAUCAGUUUAAGAUUCCAAUUGCACUAAUUAAAUAAAUUCUGUAAUAACCUUACUUAAAUAGACUUUUCAAACUCUGUAACUACUACAGGCUGUUGUUGUAGCCUUUUGCACAGAGGUUAUAGGUGCAGCUCUGUAGUAUAGAUCAGUGUUUUUCAACCACUGUUCCGCGGCACACUAGUGUGCCGCGAGAUGUUGCCUGGUGUGCCGUGGGAUGUCUGAUGUUCUGAUGUCCGGGCUGUGAUCAGGGCCGGACUGGCCCACCGGGAUACCGGGAAAUUUCCCGGUGGGGCGCGGCACCUGGGGGCUGCGAGGGCACAUAUGUGCCACCGGGUGGCUGGUCCGGUGGCACACUGAGAGGGGGCCGGCCGCGUUCCAGACUGGAGCCGCCGGGCCGGGUGGCAGCUUCGCCGGUCCGGCGGCACUCCAGUCACUGGCUGCUGAUGGAGGAGGAGCCUGUCUACCAAGCUCCCUCGCGGUUCCACCGCGAGGGAGCAUGGUAGACAGGCUGCUCCACCAUCAUGCAUCAGCAGCCAGUGACUGGAGUGCCGCCGGACCGGCGAAGCUGCCACCCGGCCCGGCGGCUCCAGUCUGGAAUGCGGCCGGCCCCCUCUCAGUGUGCCACCGGAGAGAUAGGGAAGGGGGAGACACAGGGAAAGGGGGGGAAGGGAGGGACACAGGGAAAGGGGGGAGGGAGAGACAUAGGGAAGGGGGGGGGGGGAGAGACACAUUUUCUAAUGGUGGUGUGCCGCGUCAUUUUAUUCAUGAAACAAGUGUGCCUUUGCCCAAAAAAAGGUUGAAAAACACUGGUAUAGAUACACAGUAAUCUAGCUUUAAAAAACACCCCAUAUUGUUCAACCAGUAAAACACAUCUUUGUAUGUAAGCUGUUGAUCCAAAAGAAGGCAAGAAACGUAAUAUGAACUGAAGGCCAACUGAGUCACAAAAGAGGGAAAAUUUCCUUUUGACUCCAUAAUAGCAAUGAGAUUUCUCCUUGGAUCAACAACCUGUUGAUAUAUUAAUUCUGUUCUUGAAUAUUCUGUUUUUAAAAAACUCAACCAGGCCUUUUUCAAAAUAUCUAUAGAACCUGAGAAGAAAAUCUCUUUACCUCAAGGAACACUAGAAAUAUCUGCAUUCUUAAUGCUACAGCCCUAAUGUCGCUUAUUGAUUAGUCCCAGAAUUAAUCUAAUAACUCACCUUUUCUCUCUUGGAUGACUGGCCAAUACAAUGCUCGUCAUAGAGGAGCAUUGUGGCAGAUCGUAAAGGCACUGCACAUGUGCGUGUGACAUUACGGUUGGGAAGUAAGAUUCCCAACUCUCAUGUCUAGAGGGCUUGGAGGCAUGCCCUGAAGCCGCACUUUCAAAAACUUCUAACUAGUUCUAUAUAGGGUUUUGGAGGUAGGACUGCAGGCACUAUAACAUCUUCAUUAAGAUGAAGUUGUUAAAGUAGGUAAAGUGUCCCUUUAUGACAAAGGAAGGCAUACUUUGCCUUAGUAUUUUCCUAUGCUUAACAAGUAUGAUGAAAAGGCAGAGAUACCUUUUGUCAAUCAAGUCUUGUAAGACCCCCAGCCAUCACUAGUCAUGGCUGAGGAAACAAAUACAGCAGGUUACCCCACAGACCUUAGUGUUGUACCCUCACGCAUGCGCGAAGGUACAACAUUGGUGUUGUCUCCUGGCAACUGAAGCACAUGGAGCUAAAGAGGACCGUCAGGAAGAGCAUGGAGGCGGAAAUGAGGGACAGGUUCAAGUAAGGAUAACUCACCUUCCCCUGCACCCCUCGACCACUGCACAGCCAGCGGAACAGUCUUAAAGUCAGAAUCGUAAUACCGUACAUUUUAAAUUCCUGACAUUUUUUACUUUAGUAAGUAACCCUGAGUGGCUCUGACCUGACACUUGCAGCUACAAAACUUUUUCUGGUUCAGUUUUUUUUUUUAAAAAUUUUUUUAUAGUGUAAUUGUAUUCUUAAUGUGAGAUCUGUCAAACAGCCAGACAUACACAGAUGCCUAGUUUCCACUGAGCGGAUCGGUUCGCUAUUUUGAGUGUUUCCAUUAUGAAAGUGGCCCAUACAACCGAACCGUACCACACCAUUCAGGGUCCUGCUUCAGAUGUAAGGCCAUAGGAAAUGGUACGGUUCAGUUAGGGCAGAGCUACUAUACAAUCCAUUGAAUGGUGGACAUGAAGAGCAUUUUUUCUAAAUCCCGCAUGGCCCCUGAAGGUCUGGCUAGCAGUGGAAACGCUCACCAGAAUAGGCUGGACCAUUCUAAACCUUCCAAACUGAACUGACCUGAACCGAUCCGCUCAGGGAAACGGGGCACUAGAAACACAAAGUGCUGUAGAAUUGAAAGUAUUGUGGUAGAUUCAUUAGGGCUGCUUUUUCCAUAUGGGUUCCUUUUCAUAUACUGGUUAGUAAUAUUAAUUUGCUUAUUAUGUCUGUCUGUAAGAAUCUGAGCUUGUUGGCAAUUGUUUCUCUGCCAAAUGGUUAUAUAAGGAUUACGCCAGCCAGGAGAUUUGUACCUGUUGUUUAUACAAUGUAGUUCUCAUACACAUCUGGGACUUGAUUCUAUAUAUUCAUUCUUGUUCUGUGAUUGUGCUUUAAAGGGGAACUGACACUUCUCUGUCAAAUACACCAUUAAAUAAAACAUUGAUAUCAACCACCUGCCUAAUAUCAUGUAUGUCCCCAUUUGUGCUGCCAAACAGCUCUGCACUUGGCCAUCCACCAGAACUAAAAGAAAACAUGGUUCAUCAGACCAGGCAACCUUCUGUCAUUGCUCCAUGAUCCAGUUCUGAUGCUCACAUCCACAUCGAAUGUGCUUUCUCCAUGUGGACAGAGAGCAUCAUGGGCACUCUGACCACUCUGUGGGUACACAGCCCCAUAUGCAGCAAACUACAAUGCACUGUGUAAUCUGAUACUUUUCUAUCAAGGCCAGCAUUACGUCCUUGAGCAAUUUGAGCUACAUCAGCUAUUCUUUGUGAUAGGACCAGAGGCGCUAGCCUUCGCUCCCCACUUAUAACAGUGAGCCUUGAGCGCCAAUGAUCCUUAUGCUGGUUCACCAGUUGUCCUUCCUUGCACCACUUUUGGUAGAUACUAACCACUGCAUACCCAAAAGGCUUGCCCUGACCCAGUCAUCUAGCCAUCGCUAUUUGUAUCUUGUUAAAGUCACACAAAUGUUUUUACUUGCCCAUUUUUCCUGCUUCCAACACAUGGAAUUCAAGACUAUUCACUUGACAACCAAAAUAUACCACCCUUUGACAGGUGCCAUUGUAACGAUAUAAUCAAUGUUAUUCACUUCACCUGUCAGUGGUGUUAAUGUUGUGGCUGUUCAGUGUAUAUCUGGUAUUAUAGUCUUUUUUCAUGAGAUGCUCUAUUCAAAUUUAUACUAAAGAUUUAGCAAGUAUCAACAUUUUCCAGUUCAGGAAAGGCAAUGCCAGGAUAAACAUUGCAAAUUAAGAGGGGGCAUUAAAACAUGUUUUCAGUUCUCCUCAGCUCUGUAUUCUUUCUCUAUGCUGACUGCCAGAUGCAAAGACCUGAGCUAAUAAAAGGGAUUUAAAUGGAGAAAAAAUGGAGGAUAAUGAUCAGCUUUGGUUAGCAUUCCUGAGCUAAGCCCUGCAGUGCAGGACCAGCUUAUUGGCUGAGAGUGUCAGCUAAUCACUCUCAGCCAGUGUGUUAAGCAGUGCACCACCGAGCAUAGUUUAGAGCUGAGAGGAGGCAGGGAGUGGCUCCCGGUGGACUGAGGGAAAGAAGUCAAACCAUUACUAAAACGGUAUGCCUACUUACAUUGGGCACUAAGGAACUCCUGGCAGUGUGCUGUAGUGUUUAUGGUGCUUAGUGUGUUCCUUUAACAGCUGUCAGUGUAUCUGGGGUCCGGUGGGCAGUUUAUAAUUCAAAAUGUAUUACAACAGAGGCGUGUGUUUGAUUAAAUAAUAUGUGUGAACUGGCAACUAAUAUAACCGUGUGUUUUGGCCUGAUUACAUUGUCAAUCAAAGUAUAUUUCACUUGUAGCUUGUUUAGUUGUGAUUAUUGACUGCUAAUCAGACUUCUGGUCAAUUUGAGUAAAAAAAAAUGAGACCUGUAAUCUCUCUCUAUUCUGAAACAGAACACUGGAGGUGCUACGGAGAAUUCUGUGCACAUUAUUUAGCAAAUUGUUCCCACGACAUAAGUAUAUUGUGCUCAUGGCUUAAUAGAACAUUAUCGGAUGAAGAAUCUGAGCUACAUAGCAAAUCAGUAUGCAGCAUGUGUGUGUCUUCCAGCAUAGUGCAAUAUCCGGCCUGCAUCCACAUGUAAUUGGCUGAUUGCUUAUUGUACUUUCCUAGUAUGCGAUCCUGGAUAACGAUGUAUGCUGGAAGAUGCUUUGUUUGUGUGAUAUAAAUCUACCGUUCCCACAAUACAAGUAUAUUGCGUGCACUUUCUAUUAUGUUUGUUGUAGACACAAUAAAGCGUGUGAAUGAUUUAAGGGAUUGUACACAAUUUAAAAGAAAUGAUAUACUCUUAAAACAUGUGUAAUUUGUUUUGUGAUGUUACACCAUUUGUUUUAUGGUGCACUCUGUAUACAGUUCAAUGUAGUGAUUAUACUGCUAACACUAUGCAGGUUUAAUACUGUUUGGGAGGGGUCUUGCUGGCUCCCACAGAACACCCACUUCUCAGCCACAUUGAUAAAGGAGAAUUUCCAGUUGGACUGCAAUGAUAGACUGAGAUUGAUGGACUAAUACAGACACAGAUACCCUUACACACACUGUCUAUUUUCUGCUGAAUUUCCCCAUUCCCAAUGGUUCACUCUGAACACAGUCACAUGCUGGGAAGGUAUUGGGAGGGGUUAAUAAUAACUGCUGCAAUCCUGGAUCUUUGGACCAUUUUUCUUUCUUUUUGAUGUACUGAUAGCGUUCUAGAGGUUCUAAAGUUGUUAAAGAUGCAUGCAAUCAAAAAGCAUUAAAAUAGCAACUUUUAUUUAACUAAUAAAAAGGGGGUACUGCGUAUACCCAGCAUUUGGAUUAAGCUAUUUGAGCAAAUCAAGACAUAAGGUCUUAUUAUUAUGUAUUUGACAAUAAAAUAAAAUUUGCCAUACUCGCUGUAAAAAAUAAUAAUAAUAAAAAAAGAAUAAUUUAGAAAAAGUUUUAAAAACUGUUCAAAAUCUGUGUUUUCUGGGCUUCUGGUUGCGAAGCUGGCUAUAGGAAUCUGUUCCUGUUUUCAUUGACCAUUACAAAAAUCAGCGCCACCAGAGGUUGCAGAGUGCAUUGCUUCAUAAAUCUCUCAGUUUGAAUGAGGCCCGUUUCAUUCAGCGGGACAAGCUCUACAUAAUAAAUGUUGCCUUCACUUCCUCUUGAUAUACACACUGCGUUGGAUUGUUAGAUGAAUGAAUUGGGGCUUUCAUGUGUCUCUCCAUGCGGAAAUAAUAUUGUUCCUAUUUCGCUGGUCGGUAAAAUUCCAUUCUUGUUCUAGCGUUAAAGGGACUUGAUGUAGCGAUCAGGUUGCCAAGAGUUUUUUGGGUGGCUGAUUUUAUAUCAGUUCGUAGCAGUUUGACAAAAAAAUUGAGCUUAAAACACCACCCUGAGACCACCCCCUGCUCCCCUAUCUGAUAAUACGGGAUUGACACUUUAAAUAUCAGUAGUUUAUAGCAUUGCCACCAUCCAGGACUGGGUGAAAUCGGUAGUGACCGUGUAGAAGCAUUGAUCAACUUGUAUGUGCAGGGCUAUCGAUACCUUUUUUUUUUUUUUUUGCCUAAAUUUGUCAUCUUAGUAUGUUCUGUUUGCUUACCGUAAUGCGUUCUGAAAACAUUUGCACUUUCUAAGUAAAAAUAACUUUUGUAAUACAUUCUAAUUGUGAAGCUGCUUUUGCGAACAUUUACCUCCAUGGAAAGUUCUAUGCUCUAGAACACAGUGUUUAAACAGAAAUAACCUCUUCCCUUUAACCAAUGCUCCGUAAUAGUUGAGUAACACAGAAAUUACGUUGCUGUUGUGGUGCUUUGAAUUCACACUGACUUUGCUGUAAAUUAUUUACAAGUAAUUAUCCAAUUAGCUUUGUGUGCAUUUCACUGGGGAAAAAAAGUGCAAAUAAAUCACUGUAAACAAUUUUGCCCAAUGUCAUCAUUAACACUAAAAAGCCAAAUAUUGCGCAUAACAGCAGGUCUGCGUAUAUAGACUAACUUGAAUGUUUUUAGAAGAAAAAAAAAAUCCUAUUCUUUUCAUUCGCUCGGGGUUCAUUUCAAAUUUUUAAACAAUACUUUAUUUUAAAGUGUGAAAAAUUUAGUCAGGGCUGUUAUAAAACCACUAAUGGGAUGCUUUCGUUGUGCCAGGCCAAAUGUUAUGUAAAAUAAAUUGUUAGUUACAUGAUUUCAAAGCUCAAUUUUAUGUCAUGUUGAACUAUCAGUGUCUUUAAGUUCCAUUUGCAAAACAGAAAAACAAAUAGAAAAAUUAAGAUGUCUGUGAAGAAAUGAUUGAUUGAUCUUGCCUAUUUUUUUUAUUACUCUGUGAAGUUGGCUUUCCAGAUCGGACUAGGGGCAGUCACUUGUUAAUUCUCGUCAAUGAAUGGUGUAUUAUCUGGUCCCUGACCAUGUCAUUAAAUGGAAGCAUCACUUCUCUAAUAAUGAGUUUUGUCAUCUAACCCGGUAAACUGCAGCACUUUCAUUUCCAUGGUAACCUUAUCGUCCCAUGAUGCCAGAGCAUCUUCAAAGAAUGCCUUGGCACUUCUUUAGGAGAGGGGUACGGUUGCAAGCACCUUGGAGAUUCAAUUAUUUUACAGUUUAUGCUCAGUGUAAAUUACAAACAAAAUAAGUGACACAGAAUGAAAAGAAAAUAACUCAAACCAUAGCUAUGUUUUACAAUCUCAUGAUUGUGUAAAAAUCUCUAUUUACAGUGGGACCUCAGUUUACAAACGCCUCGGUUAACAUAAUUUUCGGUUUACAAAUGAAAAUCCAUUGAAAAUAAUGCCUCGGUUUACAAAUUUAUUUUGCAAUACAAAGCAAGUUUCCCCAGGAUGCAUUGCACCUGGGAGGUUUAUAGCACUGCCCCCUGCAUGCUGGAGCCUGUGGGUAGCACGUGGCGUUGAGUGUGCAGGUGUUGAAGCAGCUUUUGCAUCAAGUUUUGGAGCCAUUGUGGAAUUUGUUUGCAGUUGUUUUGGGACUUUUUGGUGCAUUUCUCAAGCUGUGGAAAGGUGGGGAGCUGAACUUCGUCGUUUGCAUGCCUUUUAUUGUGUGCUCAGCAUUGUGGGUUGGUUUCCAUGCCAGCUCAUUUUGACUUUUUUCUCACCUCCAAAACCGAUUAAUUGGUUUUCAGUGCAUUCCUAUGGGAAACCGCGUUUUGGUUUACAAAUGUUUCGCAAUAAGAAACGUGCUGAUGCCCACUGUACUCUAGCCGUAAAAUCUCUAUUUAUUCUAGCCGUGAGAGCAAGCAGAUCAUAAUGUAGCUUUCAAUAAAAAUAAGUAGUUUACAUUUCUUUUCCUCCUGUCUCUCCCUGGAACCCAUUACCUGCUUUCUCUAUAUUGCUGGGCGUCUUCCAUUAAUAAAGUUGGAAGCUAGUAUUACCUACAAUGUAAUGUCAAAUUGUGUCACACUCUCGAGAUCACCAACCUCCAUCACAAAGCAAUUUCUUGUCUUCUAGAUACUGCCGUCAUCUGGGAAGAAAGAGUAAACUUGAAGCUGUAGAUUUUAAAAUGUCCUCCUUGGUAUGUGAUUGCCAACAUCUAGAAUCUGUGGGAGAAGUGACCAAAGAAGAGCUUAUUCAGAAAUCGAAUGUACGUAUGUCCAGACGUCCCACCUCUCUAUAACCCUUAAAAAUAAAUUAACUAUUCAAAGAAAAUAAGCACAGUUUAGUUUUGAUAAAAAAAGAAAUAAUCCUGUGUUAAGCCUGUGAAAAUAGCAAACUUCAAAACCCCUGCUUUAAAAACCAAAGUAAAAUUUGCAGAUUGUGUAAGAUUAGUGUAAAGAUUUUUCCCAUAUGAGAGAUCAGAUUUUCAGGAUCCUUAUUUUCAUCGUGCUUUCUCUCUUACACACAGAGGCUGGAAACUGCCUUGUCGGCGAUUAUCGUUUCCUUGUGUUCAUUUAUGCAAACAUGUUGCUGCUCUUGUGGUUUGAAAUACAAUUCAGGCACACAUUAAAGUUUAAUAAAUAUUAGCAUUUAUUUUUUCUUUAAGUACUGAUGGCAGAAUUUGCAACUCUGCAUUUCUGCAGUCUCAAGGCCUGAAGCCUAUUGUGUCUUCGAGCUUUCUGCAAUUUGACUUGUUCGCGGAAUAAACGAUUUUUGAUCUUUAUUUCUUCUUCAUUGUCUAUAUACAGGGAAGCUGUCAGGACUGCAGAGUGAAAGGACCAAAUCUCUGGGCUUGUUUAGAGGUAAGGAUUCCUUAUCUUUCUUUGUAGAUAUGGCUGUCCCUGAUGUGAAAAUUCACCUUCUAUUAUUUCCCUUUACAGAAUGGCUGUUCCUAUGUUGGCUGCGGAGAGUCUCAUGCAGAUCACAGUACCCUUCAUUCUCAGGUUGGUGUAUGCUAUAGUUACGGUGUUAAAUCCUAAAUUCACGCUGUCUCUUCUUGCUGUAAAGAGGGCUGGUGCAGGUAAAACAAACAUGUUUCUUAAAAGAGAAUUUAAAGGUACAGUAACCCCUUAUAACAAAAAACAUUAUGUUAAAGUGAGAGUUGGUUCAUUUCUGUAUUUGACCUCAAAAUUCUGGGUUUAUGCUGUAGCUCAGAUUUCUUCUAACUCUAAACGGACUACUUUUUACUGCUUCUGCACCAGCGAUAAUACAUGUCACAAAGAUGGAGAAAUGUAAAAAAAUAAGCAGUCAUUAAGAAGAGACCAGGUGCCUACUGGGUAAUUAGGUUCUAAUCACAAAAAAGGCUGUUAAAGUUAGCAUGAAUCUCAAACCCUUGCUCUGGUUACACUAAACAAAACUUUUUUAAUGCGUCUAUGAUUCACGUGUAGUGCUUUAAUUUUAGAAGUUAAUGGAACUGACUGUAAUAAUCGCCAGAGUACAACACUGCUUUGUAUUUUUCAGGCGACAGUCUGGCUGUAAAAGGACAACCUAAGCAACAUAAUUACCACAGGCCUGCUAGCACGUUAACCAGUGCAAUGGACCAUAGUGGUUAUGGUGCUUAGCGCACUUUUUAAAUGGAUGCCAGCAGGGCCGCUCUGGGUAUAAUAAGCAGACCUGGAGAGAAUUUUUAUACCAGUCCUAUAAUGUAUUGCAUCAGUAUUGUGUGCAGAUAUACAGAUGGAAUGAUGCAUUUGAAAUUUACAUUUAUAUCUUCAAUUUUAAGGACUGCACCCACAGGACGUUAUUUUAAGUGGAACAAAAGAGACUCAUCAUUUCAGCACCAUUACCACAACAUAUUGUGAAAAGCCUGAUAAUGGGACUUAAAUGCUGACUGUUGGUUGUUGCACUUCCGCUUAAAUUAAAAUAGUUAUUUUUAAAGAGACAUUCCAUACCCUAUAAAGCACUACAGCUCUCUAUAGUCCCCUUAGUGGCUCCAGCAGUCUCACCUCUCCCCUCCAGCACUCCAUCCUACUCUCUUCUCAAGCUUCCUCUCCCCUCUACCUCCAUUCCUCUCCACCCUCACCCCUCUCCCCCCUUAACCUCCCUCUCCUUCCUCCACCUUCAUCAUCCUCUUUCCCCCCUCCAUCUCCAUCCACCUCCAUCAUCCUCUCCCCCCUUCAUCUCCCUCCCUCCUUCCAUCUCCCUCCCUCCUUCCAUCUCCCUCCAUCUCCCUCCUUCCAUCUCCCUCCCUUCCAUCUCCUCCCCUUCUUCCGUCUCCCCCCCUCCUUCCUCUCCCCUUCUUCAGUCUCCCUCCCCUUCUUCCGUCUCCCUCCGCCCUUCUUCCUCCUCUCUUCCUCCCUCCGCCCCUCUUCCGUCUCCCUCCCUCUUCCGUCUCUCUUCCGUCUCCGUCUCCUCCUCCCCUUCUUCCGUCUCCCUCCCUCCCCUUCUUCCGUCUCCCUCCCUCCCCUUCUUCCGUCUCCCUCCCUCCCCUUCUUCCGUCUCCCUCCCUCCCCUUCUUCCGUCUCAUUGAUUGCCCUUUGAAGGAGCUUGUCGGUGUUAAAGUGACACUAUAGGCACCCAGACCAAUUUAGCUCAUUGAAGAGGUCUGUGUACAGUGCCUCAUUCCCCCUUAGUCUUGCAAUGUAAAUCAUUGCAGUUGUAAACAAACUGCACUGAUUACAUUGCAGGACUAAGACUGCCACUAGUGGAUCGUAAUGGACUUUUGAUCUCCUAACUGACACUGGACGUCCUCACGCUCUGCAUGAGGACAUCCAGUCUUAGUAAAAUCCCAAUAGGAAAGCACUGAAGCAAUGUUUUACUAUAGGAAAGGCCUAUGGCGCUCGCGCGAACAUCAGCGCUGGGAUCUGGUAUGUAAAUAAAGUUGUUGUUUUUUUGUUUGUUUGAUUUUUAACCCUUUCUGUGCCGAGAAGGGCUGCAAAGGAGGGGGGGCCCAGAGGGAGCUAUACUAUAAGGAAUAUAACUUUGUAUUCUUUACAUUAUAGAAUCCCUUUAAUAGCCAGGUAAACACCAGCUCAUUCAAAGUACACCUUGCUCUCUGUGUCUGUGUUGGUCCUCCUCCUCCCCUCCCAUAUCUGUGGCUGCAAGAAGCAGCCCAGAUUACACCCGCCCACUGGAAAACCUCCUGAUAUCCCGGGGGGGGCCAGUCUGCUAGAUAUAAAGUUUUUAUCUACCAGCUCCUGAAAUUAAAGGGACACAUACAACAUAAAUAAAAAUCACUGUUUAGUAGAUAUACCCCAAAUGAAAACUUGCAUGCGUUUUAUUUUGUAUUUCUUCAAAAUUAAGAAAAGAGGAUACACUUUUCAUGCAUAAAGCUGUUCAGCAAGAUGAAGUUAUUUAGGGGUCUGGAGUGACGCUUUAAUUGUUCAGAGAUUACUUGCUCAAGAACCUUCCACUAAAGAUCCAUGCAGACACACUAUUAAAUGUAGAUUUAUAUCAUAAGAAACUCUAUAUCUCAUCUGUCUCAUUGUUGCCUGCCAGCCAGCUGUAUUGUUGUGGGCAUAGUGUUAAAGAUCUUAUCAAAGUCACUCAGGGAAACAAACUUUCCAGGUGCUGAGGUGUGGUUAAUGUCUAAUGCUAUUUUCCAGUUGCUGUUGAUCAAUCCAUAGAACAUUUGCUUGACUUUGAAGACACACUUGAGGUCGGAGAUUAUACAGUAAAUUAAAAAUAGGAAAAGUUUCAUCUGUGGCAUAUUUUUGUGAGUGGGUGUCUUAUAAUUAUAAGGGUUUUUGCAAACUGCAAAUAUUGGUGCUUAUAGUGUCGCUUUUAACACGAUCAUUCAUUUAUCGCCUGAUUCAUGGAAAUUAUCUGACAUUAAUGUUAAUUUUAGGACAUGAUCCGUUUGAUGCAGUGUAUUGGUUGUCACUCAAAAUGUGACUAGGGAUUAUUUUUGUCAUAUGUACAUAGAAAGAGAAAUAGCAGGUUUUUCUUUCAUGGUUUAUUGAAACAGGGACAAAAUGUGAAAACCAUGCCCUACUGAGCUAGUGAACUGAGAAUAAAAGGGGUCAAUGGCUGUUAUCAUAGCUAUGAAGAAAUUUGACUUUUAGAAACCAAGUGAGAGAGAAAGGAAUAUGUAGAGUGUUGGUUAUUCCAGAAAGGUAAAGCAGAUAGAAUAUAGAUUCGACUAUAACAAGGUGCUACAGUGGCUGUUGCCUUGCAAUGAAAUACCAAGACAAGGGCUCCAGACAUGUUGAAAUCACCAAAACACAACUGAACAUAUCGCAAUUGAACCAAACACCAAAUUACAUAGGAGUGCUGCUGCCACUUCCAAUCAAAAUCUGUUCUCUCUUAAUGUAAUUUGCUUGGUUUGAUUUAAAAUAUAUAUAUAUAUUUUUUGAGUUAGAUGUUAUAUAAUUAUUUUUGCUUCAUGCCACACCCCCAUAUUUAAAUUAAAAUAAAAUUAAGAAAUGUUAAACUUGACUUUAUUGCUGUUUGUGGACAGUUUUCUCCUCCAGUGAAGUCUUCAUUUCUGAUGACUUGUCCAAUCAGGUGCCUCUCAUAGAGAAGCGUUAAGGACAUGUGCAGCUAUCGCCGUAAUCCAGUGCUUCUCUAUGAGAGAGAAGUAUCGAAUCCAGUGUUUCAGAGGCAGAGCCGCUGGCAUCACCGUACUUCGCUUGCUGAUACCAGAUGUCAAAUACAUUCCAUAACGGAGUCAUUUCCAGUCUGGAAAGCUCCUUAUUACCAAACAUUACAUGGCAUGAACAUACAAUGUGUACUCACAUGCGUGUAAAAAUCAAGAGAAUGGACACCCCUCAUAGGCAACUAGCCUACACCGUACCUUGACCAAACAACUCUGCUUCACCAACAACAUUUUGUGAAUUGAUUUGAUGAGAGACUGACGAAUCCCAUAUAGAACUUGCCACCAACAUAAUAAAAUGUGUCCUGUCUUCUUUCCUGGAAAAAAGCAAACAAAUAUGCUACCACACUCUUAACAUCUGAUUUGUCUUUUGUGAGAGAUUUUUCAUUUAAAAAAAAAAAAGUUAUGCACGAUGCGCCAUAUCUGCUACCAUGGUGGAGCUCUGGGGAGAGAGGUUGAAGAUAUCUUCCUAACUUGAACAUCUUUCUCCUUAUAUCCUCUGUUUAUCUUCACAUCUGCCUUCAGCUCCUCGUGAUUGUCUGCAAAGAGCCUGCUUCACUGCUCUACUCUUGCGAAAUUCAUUUGCAAUCUGCACUUAUUUUCCAUAAAUAUUCUAUCUUCUAUCUAUGAAAAACUCCAAAGUGACAGCUUCCCAAGACUUUCAGAAUUUUGGAGCAAAAACAUUGUUUUUAUAACCAAGAUUAUAGCAACCUUGAAUUUCCCUUCCCUAACUUCCCUAAAGUUUCAUCAGUGUUAAUAUUGUCAACUAACAAUUUUAGUCACAUUUUAAUUGACUAAAAAUUUUUAGAUUUAGUCCACUAAAACUAAAACAAUUCACAUUACUAAAAUACGGAUAAAACUGAAAUGGCAUUUUAGUAAAAAACAAAACUAUGACUAAAACUAACUUGAAAUUUGUCGCUUCCAAGGCCUACUGGCUGCUAUGCAAGUUCUUCUGCCUAUUCCCAUAUUAUCUUUGAAACCUACUGUAUGCCUUGUGCAAAGAAACAGAAUGUCUCCUCCGGUUAAUACUUUGUAUCAAUAUACUCUAUAAUGUAAGUUUUAGCUUGUAUGUCUGCUUGUUGCUUCACUAUCCAUUGGAUCAUUAAUGUUCAGGGGAACAAAAAGUUGGUAUCGAGGUAAAACUGUGGAGUAUUUACGCCAUGGUAUCGAUUAGUUUUAGUCAUAAAUAAACUAAUUUAUUCGUAAAAUCAACAAACGUGUCAAUAUGGUGCUAGGGUUUGCAAGAAAAUCCACUAGGAACCACAAUUGGAAACUCAGUGAGCAAAAUGUCUGCAGCUAAGACAUAUGUGUAUCCCUUUAUUAGUUUCUACUGUCUUCUGUUACUUAAAUAUCCCUCAGUCCAACCUCCGAUACUGCACUUUUCUUUUACCUUUGCUGAAAAGAACGUUUGAUAAAUCUAUUGAGAUAUUUAUACUUUUCCAUCAUGUCUUCUUUCUCUGGUUUUAAUUCCCAGACGUUUAGAUUUCUAACUGGAUUUAGGGAUUAGUUAUAACUGACAAAUUAUAAGCAAAAACGUAUUCUGACUUCCACUGUACAGCUUUAAAACUAUGUUUUACUGUUCAGUUAAAUCUGGUUACAGGCUUUUUGUGUGUAACAAGCACACAUUUUGGCUGGGUUUAGCUUAACACUUUAAUAUGAUUUUCCAGGACUGCAAGCAUUGCCUCACUGUGAAUCUUACCACUCUCCGUGUCUGGUGCUACUCUUGUAGCAAGGAAGUGUUUCUGGAACGCAAGCUCAGUGCCCCUUUGCCCCCCACAAAGCAGCAGGAGAGUAACAUGCAGGUGCGUAGCUCUUUUCUCGAAAUACUAGCCCAGCGCUAUUGACUUAUGUCUUAUCAUGGCUGCAUUUGCCUUCUGUGUCCAACUAGAAUUGAGAUUAUUGAUUGCAAAAGUGUCCUGUCACAAUCCUGGGCAUACUAAUUAAUACAGAAGAAAGAAAAAAACAUUUGCCUUGCAAAUUGAGUCAGAUCACGUUCUGCUGGAUAGGUCAGCAUUUAUGCAAAUAAUUUUAACCUCUUAAAGACCAGUGACAUGCUGGCACUUCCUGAUAUUAACGAAUUUGCCAAACUAGAGCUUAACCCCUUCUGUGCUAGAGGAUUAUUAAUGCUUUUGUAUUUUGGGUGCUACACGCUUAAAGUGCUGUGCUAUUUUAAAAAAUCAGGCAGUAAGUUGUAGAUGGGAUUUAGUUCAUUUUUAAAUGGGAUGCACAUAUAAAAUCAGUAUAUAUUUAUUUUUUGUUUUUAAUGUGAUCUAUGCACCUUUCUCUUUUCAUACAUAGGAUACAAAAAUGACAUCAAGCCUUACGUUAAAACCCCCUGCGGCAGUCUCGUUUGAUAAUCUGGACAUUGCGCUGGAAGAGGAGGAUGAACUUAAGACCAGAGGUGAAUAGCGUUUGGUUCUAACCCCGAUCUGUAGGGGAUGAUAGUAGGAUUGAAUUUACAACAGUUCACCUUUUAAUAAAUAAGCAGCUAUACCUGUGCAAAACCUUUAUAAUAGGCCUAUGUAUAAAAUGUAUGCGUCCAGGGGGUGCUUACAUUGGUACAAGUGUCAGAAACCGAUCUCCCAUCAUGUAUUGUAUGGAUAAUGUGUUAAUAUGUGAAAAAGAAAAAAUAUUUACAGACAAACUCUACCCUGGCCAGUCAGGAGUCUCUCAUUCUCAUUAGUAAAAUCUGAACCACAGGGUUUAGGAUGGAAUAAGUAGCUUAUUCACCAACUGAAUUGUCUGAUAGGCCAUUCCACAGCUGCUAUUAGUUUAACACGGUAUACUGUGUGUGUGGUGAACUACUGACCAUGGACUGAUUUUACCCCACAAAGGAGGAAAUAUAAAUUCUUCCUCUGACGUCUGAGUGCUCGAGAGAGCUAGCAUUUUUACUGAUUGCUGCAGGAAUUAGCCACGCGUCGCAAUGAUACAAAGACUGCAGUUUGGUACUAACAUUUUUAUUAAUUGGAAAUCUCCCAUAUAAAGGUAUCUCCUAUAUAGAGAGAAUGGAGUGAUGCUUACAAGAUUAUAUUUUGCAGAAACCCUUAAAUUUAAUAUGCUGCCUUUUUUAUAUACUGGAAGAAGGAAUUAUUGAUUACGUCAUGGGUCCAGAGAGCUUGAAUAAUUAAAAAAAACACUUCAAAUGCUAAGAUUUAUAAUAAUCAUCUAAAAAAUAUGUAAUUGUUUUAGUAUUUAAGCAAAUUAUUCCUCUCUCAUCACUGUAACAGCCACCCUCAUAUCAUAUUCUUAUUAUUCUCUCCUACCCAUUUGGCCCUCUCCGCAGUCACUCCAACUCACUGGCUUCAUUGGUAGCCAUAUAAAACGGUUUGUAGGAGGGUUCUCCCGCUACUCUGUCAGUCGCUCCUUGACAUGCAUGCUAUCAUGCAAUACAGAUGGCAUAACUCUUUAUGUUCGAAAUUUAAAUGACUGCUGAGAGACCAUUCUUUUGUUUUAAGAACAUUUUUACAUUUAACACAAUGUAAAGAUGAAACUUUAAAGGGACACUGUAGGCACUUAGACCACUUCAGCUCAUUGAAGUGGUCUAGGUGCAAUGUCCUUUUGCACCUAGUGCUGCAAUGUAUAAUGUUGCAGUUCCAGAGACACUGCAAUGUUUACAUUGCAGCUCUAAGUCUAAGUCUGCCCACAGUGGCUGUCUACCAGACAGUCACUAGAGGGCUGCCUGAAUCGUAACGGAUCUUAGGUCCGGUAAAUUACGCUGCAUGUCCUCACGCUAUGUGUGUGCAGAGCCAGGAACCAUCGGCACUGGGAAAAGCUAAGUAAAUAAAGGGUCUUUAACCCUUUGUUCACCUGAGCAGGGGGAGAGAGACGGAGGCACAAGGGAGCUAUUGUGCCAUCAAUACAGCUUUGUAUUUCUGGCACUAUAGAAUCCCUUUAAUAUCAUGACCAAUGUGUACCAUGACAGCCUCUUUUCACCAGUUUUGCAAUUUGAGUAUUUUUAUUUAAUUUUUAACAUAACACAACUGUCAAAUUUCCCGUCCUGGUUUUAAAGGCCCUCAUUAAAUCUCCGGGCUUAAUGUUUAUAGAAUGAGGCAGAACAGAAGAUGCAAUGCUCCAGUUAUCUAUUAAUACAUUCCAUCUUGUUUUUUUUCCCUUCUUUGCUGGAUUACUGUGUGUAUCAGUAAUGCCAAGAGUUGGAACCAACUUUGGCAAGCUCCUAAUCAUCUGUGAAUAAAAUGUAACCACUCCAUAGUUGACACACCACUAAUUCACCAAGGCUUGCAAGUCGGAUGACUUCCUGGCAUUCUGUUGCCAAAAAAUGUGUUGGGAAUGCAGGUUUUUCUCAUUAGCUUUUACAUUAAUUGGAUAACUUUCACAGUUCUCAAGAUCUUGUGAAAAAUAAUUAAAGGAUUACUCCAACCAUCAUAACCAUUCCAGCCAGCUGUAGUGGUUAUGAUGGUAGGAGUAUGCUAAUGUGUCACAAUUACAAGUAUUUAUAUAGCGCCAACAUAUUCUGCAGAACUGUACAAUAGAAAACCAAGACACAAUAAAUUCUAACAAAACAUGAUUGACAUGCUGGAACGAGCUUACAACCGUUUGCUCUCUUACCAUGAUCCCCGCUGGGCGCCAGGGAUUCUGAGGAGCAGGGUUAAGACAUUCACCUUCUGUAGAUCUGCAGAAGCCAGAUCGAUCGUAGCAAUCAUUUAUCGGCUGAGAGAGUAAGCUAUUAGCUAUCCACAAAUGAAGGCUCUUCUGUAGAAGUAUGCGCAGAAUUGUCAUAAGCCAGUUCCGAAUUCUUGUUCCAGGCUGGGUACUGACACUUUAAUGGCGCUGCUCGGAUUAAAGGAUUAAACUCAGUAUGUGCAACAUUUCAUAGUAAAAGUCGGGUCAUAAAGACCUCGGGCACCAUAACCACUUCAAAUCACUGACCUUUUUAUGCAUCUUGGGGUAAUGAAAUCCAAGUCAUUGCUUACAUUAAUUCAGUGCUGAUUAUUAUAUCGGAACAAGCAUUAUGUUGUUUUAAGGGAAACUGUGCUUAUGGUUUAGGUCCCUUGUUUAUUUUUGUGUUUUGUUCUAUUUUUUCAUGUUAUUAGGAUUGACUGGCUUGAAAAACAUUGGGAACACUUGUUAUAUGAACGCAGCUUUGCAAGCACUGUCCAAUUGGUAAGCUUGUUGUGAAUUGCAUGCUACUUGUGUAUACCAAAUCCUCUCAAAUCUUUUCAAAUGGAUUUAGAAACAUAGAAAUAUUGAAUGUGACGGCAGAUAAGAACCAUUCGGCCCAUCUAGUCUGCCCAACUUAGAAGAUGUAUCUAAAUUGUACUAAGGAAUACAUACUGAUUAUUGGGAAAAUAACCCUGAUAUAUGGUGAAUGAAUGUGCUAAUCUCUAACCUCUUACCUGAAUAGAUUGUAUUUACAUAUGAGUUUUCCAUGAUUCGGAGUAAAACAUUACUGUCUAUUGACCUCCUAUAUUUGCUCGAAUUACUAUUUCUUUGUUUGUAAGUAAGAGACUUCUCUUCUUGCUUCCAUUCUGCUUUUUACAGUUCAGAUGAUCAAUCAUUAUUAUUGAAAUGACCUGUGUCCUGUUUGGUGGAAGUGUCUAAAGAAACUUGUCUUUUUCCACAGUCCUCCCUUGACGCAUUUCUUUCUAGACUGUGGGGGCUUGGCACGUACAGAUAAGAAACCAGCGCUUUGUAAAAGUUACCAGAAGCUGAUGACGGAGCUUUGGCAUAAAAACAGGUACACACUGUUUUCUUAGAAUGUUCACAAGAUAAAUGUGAAGGAAUACAGAACUUCACUUUUAUCUUUCGUGUUAUUUUUAAUUGGCAUUGUCUGGAAGUUCUCUGUUUAUUUGAUGUGCAUCUUUGUGUAGUCUGUAUGUCCCGCCUUUCUCUCUUGGCUUGAUAUUGUCAUUUAUUUUUGUGUUUUGGUGUUACUCUGCCUUCAAAUUCUGUACAGUAUAAAAUCUAUCAGCUUUUUAUUUCCAAGUGUAUCAGAUGAGGUCAUUUUUCUUCAAUUCAUUCCCAUAUUAGAAUAAAUUAAAAUUAUUUCUCCCUUUUCUAGGCCGGGUUCGGUUAUACCCACCAACCUUUUCCAGGGAAUAAAGUCAGUGAAUCCUACCUUUCGGGGUUACUCUCAACAGGUAUGCAUUUUUGGGCUAAGAUUCUGUUUCUGAUUGGCAGACAAUUACUGUGUUUUUUUUAAAUAUAUCUGAUUCUCAUUGUAAAAUCACACAGGCUGUCUUUAAUGUGGGGCAUACGGGACAGCUGUCCCGGGCCCAGUUACUCCUGGGGUGCCCAAAGCAGCUGCACUAUUGGCCAUCACUGAUCCUAAAAGGAAUAGUUGCAGGCAGCGGACCUGCACACUAAGGAGGCCAAUACACUUAGGGCCAUCCGGUGGGCAUGUGUCAGCAGGGGCCUGGUUGGGCGCUGUGGCCCUUUAACAUCGUUACAGGGCUCCUUUCGCAUCGGCAGCAUGGGAGGAAGUGAAUGCCUGUCACCUCCUCCCACAGAGAUUGGAGCUGUGCAGGAAAGGGGAGGAGACAGUGAGGAUGGGGCCAGGCCAGGAGAGCCUAACUCACAACCAGCCCAGCCAGCUGGUCCCCAUCGAAGCCACCCUCCUGCAAAAGGUAAGAAACUGGAGGGUGGUUAUAAAGGUGUAAAUUUUGCAUAUGUGUGUGUGUCAGUAUGAAUAGCAGUGCUACACACAGUGCACCACUGCUCCAGGAAGCACCUCUAGCAGUCAUCUGAGGAGUGGCCAAGGGAGGUAUCACUAGGCUGUAAUGUAAAUACUGCAUUUUCUCUAAAUAGACAGUGUCUACUGCAAAAAGCCUGAAGAGAAUGGUUUUACUCACCAAAACAAAUGCAAUAAGCUGUAGUUCUUUGAGCCACGAGCAAGCCCUUGGUCCAGCCAAACUCCUUAUUCUAAUUACUCCCCCUGCCCCCUUCCCAGAAGUGAAAAGACAAAAUCUAAUAUAUGUUAUUCACCUAUUUAAUUUUUUUUUUUUUUUAUUGUUUUUUGAUAUUUUCUUUUAAAAAGGCAAACUUAUCCCUAACUGUCAGUUUUCAGAAUGAGAGAAGUUAUGGUGCCACUUUGUGUUGUGUGCUCUGCCUUCAUAGGAUGCCCAAGAAUUCCUACGCUGUUUGAUGGACGUUUUACAUGAAGAAUUAAAGGAGCAAGUUAUUGAGAUGGAGGAGGACAGCCAGAACAAUAUCUUGGAAGACAAUGUUGAGGAGGACAAAAACCAGUCGGAUAAUGAUUUCCAGUCCUGUGAAUCCGGUUCCACCAGUGAUAACGCUGAGAAUGAGAGCAGGAAGCUGUCUGAGGAACUGACAGAAUCCAGCAUGUUAAUCCAGGAGGAGCAGAAAGAUUCCGAGCCCUCUAAGGUCCGGCAUAAAGAUAAACUGUUCUCUAAUAACAACUGCCUGCAGGACUUGGAGAAAAAUAUUGAAAACCUAUCAGAAGAAGGGGACCCUCUCUCCCAUGGCACAGUGAAGGUGCAGAUACAGAGCAGGAUAGCAGGUAAUUGUAGCAACUAAAGUGCAAUUGUGGGAAGGGAACAUGUCAGAUUUGCUAACUAACAUGCUAACUAAGACCACUUUCUGCAAUUCAAUUUGUGUUGUGUGCUGUGUUUAUUAAAAUUACCGUAGAGUUGAUUCUGGGAAAUUAACUUCCAGACUUUGUACUCAUGUUAAUGACCUUGGUAAUCAUGGUAAUGAUAUUUGCCAUCCCUAACUGUAUUUGUUGCACAGGUUUAUCUUUUACUUUAUUUGUGUCGCUGAUCUUUCUCCUGCCUUAAAGGAACACUAUAGGGUCAGGAGCACAAACAUGUAUUCCUGAUCAUAUAGUGUUAAAAUCAUCAUCUAGCCCCUACUUGCCUCCCUAAAUAUAGUAAAAUCUUACCUGUAUUUAAAUCUGCAGCUGCUGCCUCUGCCCUGCCUGCUGUUUUAAUCAGAAGUGAUUCUGUGAGCCAAUCACAAUGCUUUCCCAUAGGACUACCUGAGACUGUCAAGGAGGCAGAUCAGGGGCCAAGCCAGCAGAAGCCAAGGCCAAUCAGCAUCUCCUAAUAGAGAUGAAUUGAAUCAAUGCAUCUCUAUGAGGAAAGUUUAGUAUCCUGAGGGUGGAGACACUGAAUUGCAGUGAUGAACAGUGUGCAGCGCUACCCCAGGAAGCACCUCUAGUAGCCAUCUGAGCUGUGGCCAGUGGAGUUAUACCUAAAAUAGCUAGACUAAAAUGUAAACACUGCAUUUUUUUUCUGAAAAGACGGUGUUUACUGCAAAAAGCCUAAAGGGAAAUUAUUUUACUCAUCAGAACCAAUACAAGCAGCUGUAGUUGUGCUUGUGAUUGUGUCCCUUUUAACAUGUGUUUGUGCUGUUUAUCCUUAUGUCUCCCGUGCUAUAUGUUUGUGUUGCAGACUAUGCUACAGAGGUGAACAUGAGUGAUCUGUCUGGUUCACAAAUACCUUUAUUAAAUGAAAGCAUGAAUGCACAUCUGUCCAGCAGCCCGCCUAAGACCGGAGGUGUGUGGACUGGUCAUAAAAAAGGUAUUUUAAAUUCUUACUAAAAUGUAACAAUUAGUAUAAGGAAAAUAAAUUUGAAAUAGUUGCAGUUAUCAGAUUUAUUAAAAUCGUACAUAACCUGUAAUGUCAUCUUUUAGGUAAAUCCUGGGUUUGAAAUAGUUUAAAUAAGGAUAUGUCCUUUUGGUGAAAGUUUGUUUAGUAUUUGUCUUUAUUAUUAUUACUUACCGUAGUUACAUUUUCGUUUCGUUCUCUUUAGUUGUCCCGGCAUGUCCUCCAAAAAAGAGAAGGCAGAAGAAAUAUCGCAGUGUCAUAUCAGACAUUUUUGAUGGCACGAUCAUGAGUUCUGUGCAGUGCUUGACUUGUGACAGAGUAAGUGCAAAGAAAGAUUGCUUAUUAACCAGCACACGCCUAUGGGUGAAAAAACAGACAUCCAUAUCUGAGCUUUUAAGGGACACCAUAGUCACCAGAACAGCUACAGCUUAAUGUAGUUGUUUUGGUGAGUAUAAUCAUUAUAUGCAGGCAUUUUGAUGCAAGCACUGCCUUUUCAGAAAAAUUUCUAUUGCCCCUCGGGACAUCUCCAAGAAGCUACUACUCAGAUGGCCACUGGAGGUGCUUCCUGGUUCGGUGCUGCACAGUAGGAAGCACUGCCGUUCAGCGUCUCCAUGCUGAAUUUUCCUCAUAGAGAUGCAGUGAUUCAAUGCAUCUCUAUGAGGAGGUGCUGAUUGGCCAAAACGGCAUUUGGCCCCACCCCCUUGCCGAUUUUAUCCAAUCCAAUGUUUUCCUCUUGGGAAACGAUUGAAUUGGCUAAAAAUCGGCAAUUCUGAUGUCACCAAGGGGACGGCGCUUGCGCAAGCGGACCUUCACGGCGCUGGAAAUAAGGUGGGUUUUAAUUCCUUUUAGAGGGGCUAAGGGUGAGCAACCAACUAAAUUGUGGGUUUUGCUCAAUAGUGUCAGGAAUACACUCUAUAGUGUUCAUUUAAUGUAGAUCGGUCAACUGUAUUUAUUUUAAAUUUGAAACAAAAAACAUACAACGUAUAUUUUCCAUAAUUUUUACGUCCCUAAAACUAUUUUUGAGUUAAUUAGUACAUAACUUGAAGAUGGAGGUGGCCCUUUUGCACUGUCACAUUUUUCAUUCAACUGUCCGCAGCCCUGUUUUCCAAGAAGAGAAUACACAGCAUUUUCUAUUGAAGAUGGCAGUUUCAUACACAUUUGAUCAUUGGUAUCUUCAAACAUAUGCAUCGAGAUUUCAGUGCAUAUUGCAGAAGGUGACGUGGGUAACAUCAAGUGUCAAUGAUGCUGUGUUUGGUGUAACUCUGUAUAACUGUAUAUGGCCACACAUACACACAUUUUUACAUUCUUGUGACAUUUUUAGGAAGCUACAUUCCCAAAAAUGCCCUUGUGGUUUUAUCAAAUAUCCAAAAGCAGUGUAUUUGAUUUUUACAUAUCUAUUUUGUUACAGCUACUUCAUGUGACGAAAAUGACAUUUAUAAUUCUGUGAUAAUAUUUCUGAAGUGUGUGAAAUAGUGCAAGAUAUAGGGAUACUCUUUAAUCUGUACUACAUGUUAUUUUCUCAAUAUUUACUUUUGGGAUGAAUAAGCAAAGAAAAACUGAGUAAUACACAAUUUAAGUUAUUUUAUUCACCCUUAUAAUCAGUCUUUAAAUAAAAUUUUGUUUUUCUUUUUUUUAUUUAUUACUUUCAUGUUAUUUGGUUCAAUUACAUGUAAUGCUCAGGGAUUAAGUGCAUUCAUUUGGGUGGGGGGACUGCUGUUUGUUUAUAAAAAGAGGCUAUCCAUGUUAUAAAAGAGCAUGUGGUGGGUCAGUACUUUACCUUUGAACAGGGGAUUUUGUAGUAUUUACUAAUGUAUGUAUAUGUUUCUUGUCUCCAUUUGUUGCACUGCUAGGUUGUAUGUGUAGUUUCUCAGUCAGUGGAGGGGAGAUUUUGUUUCUAUUGAUUUCUAACUGAUGUGUCUUUCAGCAGCCUCCUCAUCUGCAGUGCUGACACCAAUGAUUGCCUAGGAAAUUGCUUCCCCCUCCUUGCUGAAUUUAAAUUUGUGAAAGGCCUUUUAUUACAACCUGUGAAUUGUUUUAAAUGUAUAUUUUAAUGGGAGACUAACACAGGAUUCUGCAACUAAAGAAAGUGUUUCCAGAAAAUAAAAAAAUAAAACAAACCAUAAUAUAAAGCCGGUUUUAUAUCUAAUAUAUACUGCCAUGCUUCGUGCCCUCUGAAGGUUUUUCUAUAACUUUCUUCUAAGUGUUUUUUUUUUUUUUUUUUACUUGGUCAGAUUUCAGUAACACUGGAGACAUUUCAGGACCUCUCAUUACCCAUACCAGGGAAGGAAGACCUUGCUAAGCUGCACUCCUCCAGCCAUCAGACUUCCAUGAUCAAGGCUGGUUCAUGCGGAGACGCGUAUGCACCCCAAGGAUGGAUAGCCUUUUUCCUGGAGUAUUUUAAAAGGUAUCCCGUUUGUCUUGAUUAUCGUCACGCUGCAGAAAGUCUUGCUUAAUAACAGGAUAUAACCUGCUAUGUAUAUUUAUGUCACUAUUUAUUUUUUUCUCCAGCUGGUUUUGGGGACCCACUGUGACGCUGCAGGACUGCCUAGCUGCCUUUUUUGCCAGGGAUGAACUUAAGGGUAAGUUCUCUUUAGAGCAAAGCAAAGUUAUUACAUUUGUAUCACAUUUUAAUUUUAGUAAAAAUGUUAAUGUUGUUGUUGCAAGUGGCCAUGUUUGUUCUGUUGCCAAUAUUCUCCUGGUGAAGAUUGAUAAUAUGCUUCUUUUUUGGACUCGUAUCGUAACUGUAAACCCCAUUUAUAUGGUAAAGGUUGGUCACACUAAUGUCAUGGCUGACAGAAUUUCUAGUAACGACGAUUCAUUGGGAAAAUGACUUGCAUAAUUACCUUAAAACAGUUAAUUCUCCUUUCCAAAAAUGAUUAGGGGAAUUCGAUUUUAUUUACUUAUUAAAAUCCUUUAACAGUCUGUACUAGACCUUUUUAAUUGUGACAAUAAGGCUUUAUUCAUUUCAAGGGCAUGAAGUCUACUAGUGCAUAAAUAUCAAAUGUAUUUAUUUUUAUUUAGACAUAUAGUCUUGUUCUAGAUUAGAAAUAUUUGCAUUUUUUUAGGGAUUUUUUUGUUUGGUGUGCCUGUGAUUAGACUCCAUUAUCCUUUGAAUUGCAAUUAGAUUACAAUAUGUGAUGCAAAUUGUGUUUCUCCAUAGGUGAUAACAUGUACAGCUGCGAAAAGUGCAAAAAGUAAGUUUUCUUUAAAAAACAAAAAAACAAAUUUGAAAACCAUUUCUGUAAAUUAGUUUUUUAGUAGCUGAUAAUCAAAUCGACCUUUCAUAUUUUCCAGGUUACGGAACGGGGUAAAGUUCUGCAAGGUCCAGAAAUUUCCAGAGGUAUGAUGGUCUGGGUUUUUAUUUCCAUAAAAUAAGCGAUAUUGUGUUUAACUAUAAACAACAAAACUCACUAGUGGACAACAGUCUCAGGGAGAUAAACAAAUAAAAACCCUUUGAACUAUAACUGGGUAAAACAAUAAAAUGUGUUAACAUAUAGCUUUUUUUCACAGAGGCAAUGCUUAUGUCAUGUACAAAUAUUGUAAACAUAAACACGCAAAGUGCCAAUCAUUACAGUAACAGGACACCAAUUCCUACUAAAUCUGUGUAUUAACAGGUCACUGUAAGCACCAUCACAACUUUGCAUUAUUUUCAUGAUGCAGAGAAUCCCCCGCACAUCUCUUGGCUGAAGUGGUGGAGAAGAUUUAUAAAAAUCAAAGUUUCCAACUUUGUUAUUGUUACAAAAUGUAUGUUAUCCAAAUCUGAGUCCAAAUUAAAUAAAAAAAAUAAAAAUAAACAUCCCAAACACUGUAACCACUUGACCAACAGCAUAAAAGAAUGGGUUUCAAGGUUAAACUUGAUGGACUUUGGUUCUUUUUCAACCUAGACUACAGUGUGCUGUAGUGGUUAUGGUUCCGUAAGUGCUCUGGUGUCCCCCCACCCUACUUUAGUAGACCCAAGUGAUAAUUCAAACCAUUAUCAAACUGUUACAUAGGGGGUGACAAAGCACUGCGGGUAUCAUAACCACCACAUAGCACGGCACUGGUUAUGAUGCUUCCAAUGUUCCUCAAAACAGUCAAGCAAAUAUCACUGCAGCUGUGUCCAAGACCCUUAGAUGCAGAAUUCUCGGUUAAAGGUGAGUGAUAACAAGUUUGCCAACUUUUGCUGAGCUCUCCUUCUGUUUCUCUGCUGAUUGACUGCUGUCAGUUGACAGAGCAAUUCCACUUAUCCUCUGUGAUAAGGGGAACUGGUUUUAGUAGAUAAACCGAUAAACUACUGAUCACAGGGUGGCCUGUUGGACAGGGUUAUAUGCAAUAACAAUAGACUCCAUUCACCAGAAUGAAACACUCCUGAUUGGAAUAUUCUGGUGUCGGUGGUGUCUGUCUGUGGGUAGACUCACUAAACUGUGUGUCUGUACAACUAUCUGUGGCAAGUCAGUCUCGCUCUCACUCUCUCUCUCUCUCUAUAUAUAUAUUCCUUAUUCUCCAUUCUAAAUGCAUGUUGUAUUUGAUUGAUUAUAUUGUUUUCUGCAGAUAUUGUGCAUCCAUCUGAAGCGCUUUAGACAUGAACUCAUGUUCUCCACCAAAAUUGGCACCCACGUGUCCUUCCCAUUGGAGGGUUUGGAUCUCCAGCCAUUCCUUGCUAAAGACAGCCCUAGUCAAAUUGUAACCUAUGACCUUUUAUCUGUGAUCUGUCACCAUGGCACUGCCAGCAGUAAGUAACAUUCAGUCCGAUUUUCCCAGUACUUACAUUUCAUGGUUUCAGAGCGUAUUGGUAUUUACAUGAGUUAGAUUACAAAGCAAUGUUGCCCAUUGUAACGUGGGUUUAUUUUUACAUCCUCUUGGUAUAAUUACUUACCUGGCAGGCAGAGCUAAUCCAAUUUACCUUGCUAUCAGAAACCGUAACUAUGUGUCAGGUUAUCAUAGCCUCAGGUACUUUGCUAGCAUAGUUCAUUGUCUGAUACCAAUUUUUUAGAACGAGACUAGCACAGUAUAAACUAAAAUUUUGACUCCUAGAAAUUAUAUUAUUCUUAUACUCCUGAUGUCUGCAUCAUAAUUAUGAUUUAAAGGGGUUGCUCCAAGCACCAUAAGCACUACAGCCUGUCUUAGUAGUUAUGAUGCCAGGAGGUUCCCUGGCACAGUUCCCUGGUAAUGGGGCAAAUUGUUUAAGUAGAUGUUUGUCACUUACCUGGGUCCCCAGCUGGGCUCCGAGGCACCCUGCUGUUGUGAUGAUGCGGUUCCAGUUUACAUUCAUUGGCUUAGAGCAUCCGCUGACCACUCUCAGCCAGUGAAUGGCUCAAUAUGAAAAAAAAAAAAAAAAAAUUGCACAGAAUUUACAUUACCUGAUAUGAAGUUACACGAAACGCUGCACAUAGAGAUUUCAGGUACUGAGUCUGAACAAAGUGGGUUUUUUUCCAUAAAUGUCCUAUUUAUUAUCGAUAUAACAUCUUGUUGCAGGUGGACACUACAUUGCUUACUGUCGCAACAAUCUAAACAACCUUUGGUAUGAAUUUGAUGACCAGAGUGUUACAGAGGUGACAGAGUCAAUUGUCCAGAACGCAGAAGCUUAUGUCCUUUUCUAUAGGUAAGCUGAAUGUAAACACAUGCUGAUAUCUAUACACAGGACAAGAAAGAAUUUAUAUUUAAUAAGAAGUUAAAUUCUAGAUGAACAAAUUAUGAAAUAUUUCUCAUCAUGUAUGCAUAAUGCAGGAGGAAAAAAAUAAUAUAACAACCUUAGUUGAUAUAUAUGGUCCAGGAGCUGAUCCACCUAAAAUGGCUUUACAAAUAAACUCCAAUGUUGUCUGAAAGGAGCUAGAAGAAAUGAAAUAAAUGCAGUAAUAUUAUAUGGUGUAUACACCUUUAAAUCUGCUAUAGGCAGAGUAAAUGGAGUGAGCACCAGAUACUAUACUUUACAUAUACCAUUCCAGAGUAUUUGAGAAACAGUAUAUGAGACUGUUCUCUCUGGUGAUGAAAGAUGAAUUAGAUCACAUAAAAUAUUACGUGCAAUAUUACUAUGUAUGGUGUCUGUACCUUUAAGUCUAUUAUGGAAUAGACAGAAUAGGGCAUUCACCCAAAAAUGCUGUACUUUUAAAAAAGAUAUAAACCUUAAAAUGGGAGUACAGUAUUGAAAACUGCUCCUAUAAUGCAAUAAUUUGUAAAGCCAUUUUAGGUGGAUCAGCUCCUGGACCAUAUAUAUCAACAAAGGUUGUUAUAUUAUUUUUUUCCUAUUACAAAAACCUCUUAAGACAGGUGUUUGGUGAAUUCCUGUAUUUAUCCAGUUUUGAGCAAUUCACCUAAGUCUGAUUCCCUCAUACCUGUGUGUUGCAUUAGGCAUACCAGUUUAUUUUAUGCAUAAUGCAGUGUUUAGUUUGAAUGUAUGUUACAAUAAAAAAUAUCAGUUAUAAAUAUUCACAAGAUGAAAGAUCUUUCACUUAAGCAACCUCGGUUAAACCAUGUUAAGCAGAUUCCUUUUCCCAACACAUUAUUAAAACUUCAAACUGUCCAGCAGAAAAGCAGCACUUGUUAUUUUCUGGCGUAACGAAAAGGAUGUUCCUAGCCGGUAUUUUUCAUUCCUCCAUCAGAAAAGCCAACGAAGAUGCACAGAAAGAAAGGCGACGAGUCUCGAGCCUUCUAAAUACGAUGGAGCCCAGUCUUCUCCAGUUCUAUAUUUCUCGUCAGUGGCUUAACAAGUUUAAGACGUUUGCGGAGCCUGGACUCAUAACGAAUAAUGACUUUCUGUGUCCGCAUGGGGGUAAGUGUAACUGGAAUUCCUAAUGUGUACAAUGUGCAUUGUAUUAAACAAUAUGGCAUUACAGUCUUUUAAAUACCAUGCAAACUGCAAGGUAACUUGUACACAGCACAUUAUAUUUUUAAGGGUUUUCGGUUUGUAUAUUUAUGCCAUCAGUGUACCAACAUAGCAACCUCUGUGCUGGUGAAUGGACUGCAACGUGCAUCUGCCCGCUCCCACAAUGCACUGUGUUCUUGGACGGUUCCUGUAGCUUUGUUGGUGAACAACUAGCUCAUUCUCUGAACAUGAAUAAAACGUCCAUUGCUAAUUCUUAAUCCCUGGGUUGUAUCCCAAGACUGCUUCCCUGUGCUUUAUUCAUUGGGCUUCCUUUGGCUAGAACAGGGAUAGCAUAUUAAUCUGAUCACAUCUAAUAAAUGUCUCACUGCACUAAGUUUACUCUUAAAGAAUGGGUCGCCGAGUUUAAUACCUUCUAUAUAAGUUUGGUUCCUGUGAAGUUAGGAAUAACCAAUUAAAAUAUUAGGUUAAGAAAGUCUUAACAUUCGGCAUACAAUCCAAAUGAUCCGAUGAGUAUUGUCUAAUGUCAGCGACUGCUACUGUGCUGCAGGAUGUCCUCCGCCCGUUCCUUGUGGCUAUGAAAUGAGGAUGAUUAUUUAUUUAUUUUUUUUAUUGUCACAUUUCUGAAGAUGGUAUUUCUGUAUUUUAAUUAAUGUGUGGGUGAUGUUAAUUGCAGAUCAAUUAACAAUGGUGUGAGAUUUCUACAAAAAUUCAGUCUGUGGCCUCCUAAUUUAAUUCUAAACAUGGCUGCAUCUUCUCCCUAUGGAAUAAAAGGGUGCGGUUCUGCAAGUUGCUGAUAAAUAAUUUAAAGGCCCAUCUGUUAUGCAGCGUUAUCAUGUUCUCUUUAUGUAGUACUUGUCUUGCAAGGAUUAUGUGCCGUACUAAUUUUUCAAUAAGGGUAUGUUUGUAUUAAGUACUGUACAUUUAUAUUUAAGAAUGGUCUUUUUGCCCUCGGGUUACUUUAAAAUAUAUGCAGUCUGUUAGAAAAUCUAUAUCAUUGUACAGUAAAUCUAUAAACCAAUGCUUUUUAUUACUCCAUAAGUUAAAUCUUUCUGGAGACAGUUUUAUUGCAAUCAUUUUUUUUUUCUCCUAAAUACCUUUUAGUUUUUUUCUGAAAUUCACAGGUUAUUUGUUCAUGUUGGAUAAAAUACAUUUUUCUACACUUACCUGAUUUAUUACAGAAUGUUGUUUUUUUUUUUUAAACAAUCUUUUUAAUUAUAUAAAAUUGUUUUGUAAAUUAACCAUAAAAUUACUUUUAUUUUACCUAUUUUCUUUUCAUUCCAAUAGACCUUUCUGUAAACGAGAGUAAUAAAUUCUGGUUUUAUUUUGUAAACUAAAUCUUUCUGUAAUCCAAAGGUUUAUUUUUCCAUUAAAUCAUUGUGAAAGCCAUAUAUGUUUUAUUCUGUACCGUAAAUGAUUCUAAACAAUUUUUUUAUUAUUAUUAUAAAGUAAACUGUUGUUAGCCUAAGACCUUUAACAUUACAUAAAACAAAUUUUUCUGUAAACUACAGGUGUUCCACCUCGUAAAGCAAGUCUUAUAGAAGAACUUGUUGUGAUGCUUCCUCAGAACAUAUGGGAUUAUUUGUACAGCAGGUACGCCCUUAAUUCAUUCAGUAUUGCAGUGCAGCUGGAAGCUCAGAUUUCACUUCUAUAGGACUUACCGUACACAAAGGAGGUUAAACGCAUUGCUUAUUGUUCACUUUAUAUGGGAGGGGCUGAUUCUUAUUUAAAGUCUGUUUGCAAUAGUUUGAUGUAUAGUGUGAGGUCCCUGGUGUUUAUAGGAUUUAACCCAUAAAUUGACACAUCUAGAAUCUGAAAAUUACAGUGUGGGGUUAUUCUCUAAAAUAAAAACAAUUGACUACUUUAAAUAAUUUGAGCAGACAGAACAAACUUCUUGUUUAUAAAGAGUGUGUGCGUGUACACACAUACAUAUAAAUACUUUUCUCUUAUGUUUUUGUCCGUACUCAUUUUUGGCGUGCUCCUUUGUUUGUGUAGGACUGGAUAAGCAGUUAUUUCAUAUGGUUGUGAAGAUGGUGUGCUUCCCUUGGAUGGCCCCCAAGCAUGGCUUAAAGAGACAGAAUGAAAGAAAUUAGGGCUAUGAAGGCAGCGAGUAUCUCUCAUUAAGCAGAUCAGAGGCCAAAUGGGGCAAAUCCUCUUACCCAACCUUUUUCCACUAAGAUACUGCAAUGAUUUUGAUAUCUUUUCAGCAAGAGUCUUUAUGGAUACCAUCUCCCCUUCACCUUCUAUCUACCUUCAGUCCUUUCAUUUAGACAAACUUUUUGUUCUGUUGUGUGACACUAUUAAAGGCAGAACAGUUUUCAAAAAGUUAGAGGAUUAAAGGGCUGAUUUAUUUGUUUUGCUACUUCCUGUGAAAUUCCAGAUUCUGCUUCACCAGAAGUGACAUGGCCCCAUUUCCUAAACGUUACUCCCUUACCUCUUAACCUCCUUUGGGUCUAACGUGCUACAGGUGGUGGUUUGAACAUUUGAGAAAUACUUAACUUCCCAUAUAUGUUUCCUUACUACCUCCCAUAUAUGGAUAUUACCCCAAACACUCAGGGAAAAGAAAUGUGUAAUAAAUAAUAUUCUGUUUUCUCUUGAGUAUUUAAGGCAGUAAUUUUUCUAGGUUAUUAAAUAUAUUUUCUAGUAUUUGGUGACUUAGGUCCUAUAGGACGAGGGGCUUGUUAUCUUAUCUAGGGGGCUUAUUGGCUGGGCAGAUCCUCAUAAACUAUGGAAGAACUGCCUGUCUAAUCCUAGGGUGAGGAAGGAGCAGCCCAAUUGUGUAUAAUGUCUCAAACGCUUAGGAAAAGGGGAUUUACAGUAUGUGUUUUUUUUUGUUUUUUCCUGCGUAACCGUUUAUUUAUUGUGAAAUGUUUGUUUCCUAGUUUACAAGAUGAUCAGCAGAAUUUCACUCUCUCUCGUGAAAUAUUUGAAUUUCUGAUGAUUAUUUUAUGUACACUAGAUAUGGAGGUGGCCCAGCUGUCAAUCAUCUCUAUGUGUGUCACACAUGUCAGACGGAACAGGAGAAGGCCGAAAAGAGACGGAAAAUGGAACUGGAAACUUUCAUUCGGGUACCAAAAAAAAAAAAAAAAGCAUUUGGGCAAAUGUCAUUGAUCACAUCCCCUGCCAGCAUUCAAUCUAAAAGUGCUCAGGUUGUUGUCACGGUGUUUAUUUUAAUAAUAAACAAAAAUAGAUACUCCAGCAUUUAGAUGAUGUGCCUUACCUCAAACACUAAAGUGCAAGUGCAGCUCUAUGUUGAUAUAAAAAUUGCCUUAAAAGCUUACCCCUAAAUAUAGGAACAGGGAAACCAAUACUCAUAUAUAUGAAAAAGAAGAGAAAACAAAUAUACAAUAGUGCAAUACAGUUCUGCUUCAUAUGAAAAACAAAUUACCUGGAAAUUAUAUAUGCUCACAAUUUAACAAGCCUUUUGUAUGGUAUGGCUCUGAACGUAAGGAAUCCUGUGCCUUUGUAGACAGGUUGCCAAGUAUGGGGCUCCAAGUAAAGGUGAGAGUAUGAACAAACAUAAAUUUUACUAUAUGGUUUAUAAGCAAUAUUGCACUAGAUUGGUUUACUUUUCUCUCAUAAAGAAAACUAGCUCAAAAUAGAUUCACCGAUUACUCCUGAUUGUUAAAAUGCCCAAUAUGUCUAGGAUUUUAAUAAUUUUUUUAAAAGUUAUAAAAUAAAAAAGCAAGGAGUGAAUUGCAGUUUUAAGCUAAAACUAUGCAAGAUUUGGCAUGCUGAGGUUACAACUUAAAUUGCUAUCACAGAAUCCAAACAUGCUACACAAAAGUUUAUAUUUGUAGUAAAUACAUCCCCAUGGCUAUGUAAUUAAGAUCAUUUUGACACUUUUUAUUUAACCAUUUAUCACCCAUCCUCUAAUCCCACAGCAUGAUCAUGCUACCGUGGCAUUUAAAGAGCUAUGAGCAGUGCUUACUCUGCACAUAGCCCUUCUUUCAGUCUAGGGCAACCAACUGAGGAAGAGGACACCCAGGUAUCAAAAGAUCCCUUUUUUUAAGCUCUGCAGACUGGGGGCAGUGGAUGAAAUUCCAGGGCUGAUAAAGAUUGCUCUACAGCAGUAUUUUAAGGGCUAUGAGCAGCAUUUACUGUGAGCACUGCUCAUCUGUCAAUCUGUACCACUAAUUGUGCCCCCACCUGACAGAGGGCACCCCAGGAAUCAAAAGAUAUCUGGAGGGUUUUGGCACCAGCAGGGAUUUAACUUACUGUGGCUCCAGCUGACAAAGGAGACCCACAGGAAUCGAAAGAUAACUGGUAGUUCUUGGUACCAACAGGGAUUUAACCUCUGCUGGUACCUUUACUGCAUGACAGUCUAUGCUGUCACUGGGCAAUAAAGGCCUGCACUGUAUGAUGGUGUAGACUGUCUAUGUGGUUAAAUACUGCUAAUGUAAAGAGAGCAAAUGUAGUUUUUAAGUGCUGGUAUACCUAUAAAUGUCUUUGUGAAUUUAAAUAUUUAAUUUAAAGGGGCCCUUGUUUUCAGCCACAGAUAUGUGGUAGAUAGUAUGUUUGUGUGCUGUACAGUGUAUGAUUACUUAGUGUACUUCUGUUUUUCUGUAGCUAAAUAAAGCAUUCCAAGAAGAAGACUCACCGGCGGUUAUUUACUGCAUUAGCAUGCAGUGGUUCAGGGAAUGGGAAGGUUUUGUCAAAGGAAAAGAUUGCGGUAAGCUUUUUUUUUUUUUUUUUUUUAAAUAGGGAUGCGGGGGUGGAUUGUUGUUUUUUUGGUUAUGGUUUGUACACCGAUUUUAUGCUCACUUUAUUUGCCAUUAUCCUCAUUGCAAGUGGGCAGUGCCCAUUGGCUCAUCCACCAUGCACACAUGAUUGCAAUAUAGUUUCCAAUCUAAAAUGUAGCAACUUUAUGAUCUAAUGCCUUGCAACUUCUGUCUCUUUCAGAUCCACCGGGUGCCAUUGACAAUACUAAAAUAGCAGUCACCAAGUGUGGUCACAUUACAUUGAAGCAAGGUAAGCAUUUUCGAUGACAACAAACUGGCAUUGUGGUUUAAUUAAUAAACUGGGAAUUAUAAAGAAUUGGCCAGGGAAUUGUAUGUUUUUAGGACAAAAUAGCAGAAUUGGAAUAUUUCCCCAAUUGGAUAUUUGGGCUGAAGAUUUGUAAUUUGCUUAUUAAAUUUCCACAGUUCCCAGUUUAUUGAAUAACUAUGGGUAAGCACAAUGGAUUCACUCUCACAUUUAAUAACUGCUAUCCUGCCAUCACAUUGCAGUAUAUAUAUAUAUAUAUAUAUAUAUAUAUAUAUAUAUAUAUAUAUAUAUAUAUAUAUAUAUAUAUAUAUAUAUAUAUAUAUAUAUAUAUAUAUAGUUUGGUUGUUUUAAAUCUGUACACUGACAUAAUAAAUUUGAAAUGAGUCAAUGAGGGUUAUUCACAAAAGUGAGUAUUCAAGUUGAAUUCAAAGUGGAUUUCAAACUUAAGGUCAAAAUAGCCAAAUGCAAAAAAUUAUUUUACGUAAGCUAUGCUUUUGGUUUGGCUAUUAUGUGGAUAUAGGAGACAUCAUGUACAGUGUGAUAUGGCUUUCAGAAAACAAGCAAAUCAACCCUUGAUACAUUAAAAUGUGUGGGGGGAAAAAAUGAAAAAAAGUUUAAAGGGAUUAUCUUCAGUCUAAUUUCUAAUACAAAUGUGUCAAUACAAGAAGAAAAUGAAACAUUAGGAAAAAAGUACAUAAUACAACAUAGCGUAAAUCCUUCCAGAUUAUUUAUUUUGAGUAAAGUUUGUUGGAAAUGUAAAUGUAAAUAUGAUUUUAAAAAAUUAACGGCACACAUCCAGAUUUGAAUCUGCUCACACAUUAUUGAGCAUUCUGUACUUGCUAUGCACAAUACUUUUGCAAUUUAAUUUCUUAUUUUUUGAUGUCAUGGAAAGUAAAAUAUAUGUAAAAAGCAAUCUGUAACUUCAGAAGUAGAUCAUGGACAAAAAAAGCUAAAAUCAUGCAGAGUAUCUUUGCACAUAUGUACAUGUCAUAACUCACAACUGAAUAGCAAUUUUGUAAGGGAUUCUGCUGAAAUAACUUUUAGUAAAUCCCCAUAUUCCUGAGGCUCUUAGUGACCUUUAUUAAGGCACCCAAUGUUUGAUAGGCUAUGGUAAAUAUAUACAAAAUGAACAUACAGUAAAAUUGUGUAACUAUUAGAGAACAUAUCGUGACUGUAUCAGUGCCCGUGUGCAGGAGGAUUAUCGAUCGCUGAACUAGGGUAAUAACAUUGCUAUCCAUCGUUUGUAUGCUAGUUUGAGCAGGGCCUCCUUCAUCUCCUUCCCAUUUUUGUAAUUGUAAAGCUCUGCUGAAUAUGUUGGUGCUAAUAAUGCUAAUAAUAAUAUUGAUAAAUGUAUUAAAGCAAGUUCCACUGGUGUUUUACUUAAAACAUUCCAACAGCAAGCUAUUAGAAGCAGAAAACCUUGUUCGUGAGAAAUGAGAAAGAUUUGACUGUUGUGCUGUGAGGUUAAUGCACCGACUUAACUCCUUAAUUUGUGCUCUGGUUCUUUUUAUAGGGGCAGAUUCCGGGCAGAUUUCAGAGGAAACCUGGAAUUUCUUGCAGUCCAUCUAUGGCGGAGGCCCAGAGAUCACCAUCCGUCAAAGUGUAGCUCAGGCAGAACCAGAAGGAGCUCAGUCAGAAGAGAAGAUUGAUGUGGAGACACGGAAUGUCUAAAUUUUCGCACUAAUAUUAUGGAGAUGAAGUCCCUAUUUUUUUGUACUGACUGUUUCCCUACAUUAGGUUCUGAGGUUGUAAAAGACCUUAGGGGGAGGAGGGGGUUGUUUGGCUGUGAUUGUUCAUGACCUAUUUAUGUUUCGUAAGCAAGCAGGGAAUAUGCUGAGAGUUUUAUUUCAGAUCACCUGUCUAUACAUAUUGAAUGAUUUAAUUUUUAAAAGCAUUCUAAAAAUCUGUAAGUGUAUAUAAUGUGAAUGGAUUAGCCUGUCGGUGGCUGUAGGAUGUGAUGUUCAGAGUAUGGCUCUGCAUGUGAUUCAUUCCAACCCUUCAACUGUGCCGUGGGAUAAUUGGUUGGAAACCUGUGCUGCAAAUUAAUUCAUAACCAUUCCUGAACCUGCCUCGUUUCUCUCCUCAGCUGCAAGGGGCAGCGCCUGUACCCUGCGGGCUGCAAACUGCUUGUAUUUUGGGAAGGCAAGCAUGUUCCAGAUUUUAAACUUUUCUACAUUUUGUAGAAAUGUACGGUGUGUCAGAAGGAAAUGAGCUUUUUAAAAAAAUUCAGCUAAUAGAUAUGAGAGAAUUUGGUAACGGACAUUUCCAUAAUUCUCUAUACCCUUUUACAUAGUAUUUUUGUAAAACUGAAUAUAUUUGGCCAGUAGUGGGGAAAUUGUGAGCUAUUUAACGUGACUCAGGUAAUGCUAACAGGUUUUUGGUCAGGGUUCGCACUCUGUGCAUGAUCUGUGGAGUACAGUGUAUAAUUCCCAAAUUUUUUUGAAUUUUUUUUAUACUUUUGUUUUGUGUGUACCAAAUGUUUAAACAUGAAAGAUGUGCAAACUGUUUGUCUAAAAUCUAACAGUUAAAACGUCUGGGGGAGCUCAAGGGUUGCGAAACAAACUUUUUUAGCACAUUCCUUCCGGCGCAGAAUAAGCCUAAUGUUUUUAUAGCUAUAGCGAAAAGGGAUACUCCACACAUUCUCUACAAACGCACAAUAGACAAAUGCUAGUAUGGCACUCUCUCCUUGCCAGUCUUGUCAGGAAGGCCGUUAUUUUAUUUUUUUAAUGUUAUUUAAAUAUUUGCUUAUUUGGGCAAAAAGGAUUUAUUACAUGAAAAUGCUCUCUCUGUCUUUAACAUAAACCAAGACGUACAAAUAAUGGCUCAGAGAAUAUGAAGUAAGCACAAGCAAAGGUUGGGGGAAAAGCUCUGGGAUAUAAGAAAGUAAAUACAAUGUAGAACUUUGGCAAAGCUAAGAAGACCUCGUUUUGUAAACAAACUUUAUUUCCCCUUUUCUAGUAGUUAAAUUUAAAAUGUAAUAGCACAUUCUCUCUGGCAGAUGAAUGUAUUGCAUGAUUUUUGGAAUAAGUAGCAUUAUGAAAAAGCCAUCAGGAGCGACUGAAUAACUAAGCUGAAGCUUUAUAAAUUCAGUGUACAACGUCCCACUUUAUAGCAUUGUAUUGCCCCACAAACCAGACAAGAAGCUGCACCAUGUGCGUGUCUUCCUUAAUACUGUACCUUUAAUUUGUGAGAAAUUAACCCAUUUUUUUUUGUCAAUUAAGGCAUUAAGCUGGAAUACAAUAGAAAAUUUGAUUAUAUAUUCAUUAGAAGCAGGUUUGUAAUAAUUUGUACAUUGUGUGAUUUCAAACUUGAUACAUUUUAAAACAAAGAAACAAAACACACACAAAAAAAAACAAAAAUAACUAAUUUCAAGGCUGAUUUUGCAGUUUGAUCUGGGAAAUAUGUUUAGGGAGGAAAGGAGAUCGUAGCUUUUGUGUAUAUAUUUUAGAUCAUUUCUCAGUCCAUUCAUCCUUUUAGGCUUAUUAUAAUUCUCUCUACUCUGUAUAAUUUGAUAGGGAAUUUCUUUACAUUUCCAAGAGAUUAAAAGAACUUUAAACAGACUAAUUUUAUUAACUAUGCAUAUUGCUAAACAAUAAAUCAUAUUAACCCUUAGAAAACUGAAGUGGGGGUAAGAAGUGCAUAGCUUUGAAGGCUAUGCUCCCUGUAUAAUUUAGUCCGCAGCUCUGCUGUGUUGAGGAUCAUGGGAGUUAUGAUCCAGGUUACUGCGAGUCUUUGAAUCCUGAAAGUGGGGUGGGUGGGAAUGCGGCUCUAAAAGAUGUGAUGUCCUAUAGCUUGCCCUUUAACCUGUGACAAAUGAUUACCUGUGUACAAAUGCAAGUAAGUGAAUGAAUAGAUAUGGUUGUCAGCAUGUUGUGAAUGUUUGUUUUAAUUAUUUAAAUGCUCAUUGUAAAUCUUCAAUAAAGCAGAUAAAAGAAAAGCAUGUACAGAUUUCAUUUUAGUGGUUGCAGCCGAACUCCAUUUGCCAACUUACGCAAGCUUAAAUUCAGCUUUUUGAGCCAGGGCCCUUCUUAACAUUUGUUCCUGUUUGGCUAAAUUUUCGAUUUACUUGUGUUAUUGUUUACAUGUUGCACAACAGUAUCAUUUUUAUACAAAGCAUAUUCUAUGCCCC